Messenger RNA from Perkinsus marinus ATCC 50983, 519 nucleotides. RefSeq lists its product as hypothetical. NCBI's taxonomy places the organism in Eukaryota, Perkinsozoa, Perkinsida, Perkinsidae. The transcript is spliced from 5 exons. The record is from RefSeq and is a predicted model, not a curated record. The coding region runs from base 1 to 519 and encodes 172 amino acids.
AUGAGUUUCGACAAGAAUGUUGCGAUUGGCUACGAGAUCACCAAGAUGUGUGAGUACAGUGGAGGUUUCACCACCCUAGAUUUCGUCGAUUUAACGGAGGAAGGUUUCGACGAUUAUGAGGAAUAUGUAGCAAAUAUGCGGCAGCCGACCACGUGGGGCGGCCAGGUGGAGCUCACGGCUCUCUGUGGUGCUUACGGUGUUACUGCAUUAGUUUUACGUGCUCAACGGGUUCACUAUGAGAUCAAAUACAAGGAAGUGGACGCAGAGACCACUCAGUGUAUUCUGCUGUCUUAUCAUGAUGGAGAGCACUAUAAUGCAGUCCUAUGGGAAGACGAUGAACGACUACGGACUCUGGCUGAAGUUCGUGAAUGCUUCUCCUCAACGGGUGAAGAUAAAUGGGCUGAAAAGAAGAAGAAGCAAAAGUCGAAAAAUAAACGAAAAAAGGCGGGGAAGAAAUCCCGUGAGAAGGACGAUGAGGAACAGAAGCAAUGUGGAGAAGCGCAUCUGGUUCGUGUGUGA